This is a messenger RNA of Ictidomys tridecemlineatus (thirteen-lined ground squirrel), 608 nucleotides long. The record is from RefSeq and is a predicted model, not a curated record. NCBI's taxonomy places the organism in Eukaryota, Metazoa, Chordata, Mammalia, Rodentia, Sciuridae.
CCCGGAAGCGCUCUUGACCUUGCCGCGGCGACUGCCCGAGUGCGGAUGAGGCCGUCUCCGGCCUGUGGUCAUUGGCCGAGCGCCCGUUACGUCAUCAGAAGCGCCCCGCGGCCCGGAGGCUUCUGGGUAUCAGUUUACCCCCGCCCCUUGCGCCGGCGCCUUCCUUUCGCUCCCUGCCGCCGCCGAGGUCGCACGCGUGAGGCCAGUCCGCCGCCGCCAACAUGCGCUACGUUGCCUCUUACCUGCUGGCCGCCCUCGGGGGCAACGCCUCCCCCAGCGCCAAGGACAUCAAGAAGAUCCUGGACAGCGUGGGCAUCGAGGCGGACGACGAUCGGCUCAACAAGGUCAUCAAUGAGCUGCAUGGGAAAAACAUUGAAGAUGUCAUAGCCCAGGGCAUUGGCAAACUUGCCAGUGUGCCUGCUGGAGGAGCUGUGGCUGUUUCUGCUGCCCCUGGCUCUGCAGCUCCUGCUGCUGGAUCUGCCCCUGCUGCAGAGGAGAAGAAGGAUGAGAAGAAAGAAGAGUCUGAGGAGUCUGAUGAUGACAUGGGAUUUGGGCUAUUUGAUUAAAUUCCUGUUCCUCUGCAAAUAAAGCCUUUUUAUGUAUCUUGA